Molecule: messenger RNA, 1389 nt
Organism: Pistacia vera
Lineage: Eukaryota; Viridiplantae; Streptophyta; Magnoliopsida; Sapindales; Anacardiaceae
Product: UDP-glycosyltransferase 74E2-like
Exons: 2
Coding region: 1-1389 (462 amino acids)
Molecular function (GO): UDP-glycosyltransferase activity
Source: RefSeq, a predicted model, not a curated record
AUGGAGCCCAAGAGCAUGGAGCAAGGAACACAAAGAGAAACGUACAUCUUAUGUUUUUGUUUCCCUGCACAAGGUCACAUAAACCCAAUACUUCAAUUCUCCAAGCGUUUGGCCUCUAAAGGCCUCAAGGUAACCCUAGUUUCCACCAGCUCAUCUACAGUUAGUUCCAAGUUUAUUCAAACACAAGCCACUUCCAUUAACAUUGAGAUCAUUUCUGAUGAUGAGCCCGAUGAAGGCCAAAGUCGAACAGCAAAUCUUGAUUUCUUUGAAGCCUCCAAGAUUUUCGUUUCGCAAAGCUUAUCCGAGUUCAUCAAGAAACAGCUUAGUUCUGAGUAUCCACCUAAAUUUAUCAUUUAUGACUCGAUUAUACCAUGGAUUUUAGACAUAGCCAGGGGAUUCGGCAUGGACGGAGCUCCAUUUUUCACUCAACCUUGGGCUGCUAAUUCCAUUUACUAUCAUUUUCUUCAAGGGAAAUUCAAAAUUCCUUUAGAGGAGCCUAUUGUGUCAUUGCCUUCUAUGCCACCACUAAAGCUCAAUGAUCUACCAUCUUUUUUUGAUGCAGCUGACGCUUACCCAACUUCGCUAAACAUGCUCGUUAAUCAAUUUUCAAAUGUAGAAAAACUAAACUGGCUCUUCUGUAACACCUUUGAUGAAUUGGAAGAUGAGAUAGUGAAGUGGAUGGCAAGUAAAUACCCAGUGAAGAAUAUUGGACCGAGCAUUCCAUCAACGUACAUAGACAAGAGGUUGGAGAAUGACAAAAAUUAUGGCCUCAGCCUCUUCAAACCAACCACUGAUUCUUGCUUGAAAUGGUUAGACUCUAAGGAAAUUGGCUCUGUAGUCUAUGUAUCAUUUGGGAGCUUUUCUGCAAUAGAAAAAGAGCAACUGGAGGAAGUGGCCUGGGGGCUCAAGAUGAGUAAUUGUUAUUUCUUGUGGGCGGUGCGGGAAUCCGAAUCUGGAAAGCUUCCGAGAAAUUUCUCUGAGGAAACAUCUGAGAUGGGUUUGGUUGUGAGCUGGUGUCCUCAACUUGAAGUUCUAGCUCACAAGUCAGUAGGGUGUUUCGUGACACAUUGCGGGUGGAACUCGACGCUCGAGGCACUGAGCUUGGGGGUGGCGAUGGUGGCGAUGCUCCAAUGGACAGAUCAAUCAACUAAUGCUAAGUUUGUUGAAGAUGUGUGGCGGGUUGGGGUUAGGGUGAGAGUUAAUGAGAAAGGAAUUGUGACAAGAGAGGAGAUUGAGGUUUGUAUGAGGGAAGUCAUGGAAGGAGAAAGAGGGAAGGAGAUUAGCAGGAAUUCGGAGAAGUGGAAGGUAUUGGCAAAAGAGGCUAUAGAUGAAGGCGGAUGUUCUGAUAAGAAUAUUGAGGAAUUUGUUGCAAAACUUUUAUGCAGCUGA